This is a messenger RNA of Salvelinus namaycush (lake trout), 1456 nucleotides long. Its product is annotated as Fanconi anemia group D2 protein homolog. Gene Ontology annotation, biological process: interstrand cross-link repair; double-strand break repair involved in meiotic recombination; mitotic intra-S DNA damage checkpoint signaling. The coding region runs from base 1 to 429 and encodes 142 amino acids. Gene Ontology annotation, molecular function: DNA polymerase binding. The record is from RefSeq and is a predicted model, not a curated record. The transcript is spliced from 10 exons. Gene Ontology annotation, cellular component: condensed chromosome; nucleus. NCBI's taxonomy places the organism in Eukaryota, Metazoa, Chordata, Actinopteri, Salmoniformes, Salmonidae.
AUGAUGCGCAAGAAGAGACGCCCCUCUGUGGAAAAAAGCGAAAGUGCUGCUCCACCAGAUGUGUCAAAACAAAUGGUUUUCCAAAAGAGACUCCAGCAACGACUGAAUAAGAGUCCCAGAUACCCCGGUAUUGUCCAGGAGUUCAUCAAAGGACUGGAGUCUCACAUUGAGGAUCCUGAGAGGUUCAGGGACUGUCUCCUCCCUGUGUACCACGCCUGGCCGAUGGGACCUGCAGACAGAUCAGGGCGUGACAAGGAGUUAGCAGGUAAGCUGAUGCAGCUGGUUUCCAUGGCGCCAGUGGAGAUUCAGCGUGACAUCAUCAACAGUCUGCCAGAGAUCCUGGAGGACUCUCAGCACAGUGACAUCGCCAGCGAGCUCAACUCCUUACUCCAGGAAAACACUCAGCUGACUAUGCCCUCUCUAGAUUGAAUCUGAGCUCCACUCUGAUAGCUGAGGUGCGUGUGGCUGUCAUGGCCACCCUGUCUGCUGUCCAGCUGGAGGACCUGCUGUGGUGGUCAAGUUCAUCCUGCACUCCAUCUCCUCCUUAGAUGCCCUAGAGGCUGCCCUCUGAUCCUGACUGACAUGGAUGUGGUGGAGAAGUCAGAGAGCCUGUCCAAGCCUAGUAGAGAGUUCCUCUCUGGCCUGCUCUUCCACACCAUCAACUGGUUUAGAGAGGUUGUGAAUGCAUUCUGCAGUCAGAAAGAACCUGAGAUGAAAAUGAAGGUGGUGACUCGUCUUCAGAACAUCACCUACCUCCAGACUCUAUUGGACAGGACUUUGGCAGAAAUACCUGGCUAUGCUCCUCCUCUAGCCAACUUUGAUGGGGAGAGUACAGAGGGAGCUCCAGCGUCUAGCUCCACCGUUGUUCCAAAGAAGGGAAAGACAAUCUAUAUUUUUAAAGCUUUUCCUGAGAUGAGAUUCAACACUUAUUGUGGUGGUUAUCUUGCAGAGGGUACUGGUAAGAAGAGGAAAGCCCCUGCUAAGAACUCAGCAGCAGACAGCUCUCAGCUGGAGGAGGGCACGGAGGCAGAGGAGACCCAGCAGAGAAGGAGAAGGUUCAGGAGGCCAGCAGGCCAGGGGUCAGUCUUGUGUCCUACCGUCCCUUCUUCAGGGAGCUGGACAUGGAGGUGCUGCAGUGUGGCCUGCUCUCCCGGCUCUCUGCUGGACAGUGAGCUCCACAGCAAGGUAGGACACCACGCAGCCCAGAGCCUGGACAUAUCACACACAAUACUCCCUCAAGGUUGUGCUCUUAUUCCAUUUGAACUUUACCAAUUAAAUACAAUUACUGAAUUAAACAAUCAUAAUAAAAGUGUUAGGCAUUUAUCACAUUCUCUGAAUUGACUCAGUUAACGCCAAAUUGUCUGCAACCUUGUAGCCUGUAUACAGUGGGGCAAAAAAGUAUUUAGUCAGCCACCAAUUGUGCAAGUUCUCCCACUUAAAAAGAUGAGGCCUGUAA